Seriola dumerili (greater amberjack) is the source of this 1257-nucleotide messenger RNA. It is a transcript of the gene inf2, whose product is annotated as inverted formin, FH2 and WH2 domain containing. Gene Ontology annotation, biological process: actin cytoskeleton organization. The coding region runs from base 192 to 1187 and encodes 331 amino acids. The record is from RefSeq and is a predicted model, not a curated record. Gene Ontology annotation, molecular function: actin binding; small GTPase binding. The transcript has 8 exons. NCBI's taxonomy places the organism in Eukaryota, Metazoa, Chordata, Actinopteri, Carangiformes, Carangidae.
AAAGCAGUGCCAUCCCGAUAUCAUACAGCAGUUUGACCUGCCACAAUUUUCACAGGUUCCCGUUUCAUCUUUCGUUGACAGAAUAAAAUGUCUUCUCCAUGACUGCGAAGCGCUCCCGCACCUGAAACACACCAGAGGACGCGAAUCUGCAAGUGUAUAUUUAUGGAAUAAAACCAGUCCUACCACCCAUCAUGUCAGGGAAGUCAGACAUGAAAAAGAAGUGGGCGGCGGUCAGGGAUCGCCUGGGCUCCUCGCAGGACUCCGAUACCCCGCAGGAGGCCAACCUGGAGAGUGCUGAUCCAGAGCUGUGCAUCAGACUGCUGCAAGUUCCCACCGUAGUCAACUACUCUGGGCUGAAGCGACGCCUGGAAGGCAGCAACCAGACAUGGAUGGUCCAGUUUUUGGAGCUAAGUGGGCUGGAUCUGCUCCUGGAGGCCCUGGACCGGCUCUCGGGGCGCGGGUGCUCCCGCAUUGCCGAUGCUCUUCUGCAGCUCACCUGCGUCAAUUGCGUCCGGGCUGUCAUGAACUCCGCAGCGGGGAUCCACUUCAUUAUAGAGAACGAGGGAUACAUUCGGAAGCUUUCACAAGCCUUGGACACUUCCAACACCAUGGUGAAGAAGCAGGUGUUUGAGCUACUUGCAGCCCUCAGCAUGUUCUCUACAGAUGGACACUGCCUGGCUCUGGAUGCCCUGGACCAUUACAAGGGCGUGAAGAUGCAGCAGUAUCGCUUCAGUGUGAUCAUGAAUGAGUUGCAGGCGACAGAUAACGUCCCUUACAUGGUCACACUCCUCAGUGUCAUCAAUGCCCUCAUCUUCGGGACAGACGACCUCAGGCAGAGAGAUAAGAUGAGAAAGGAGUUUAUCGGGCUUCAGUUACUUGAUAUUCUGCCAAAGUUAAGGGAGCAGGAGGAUGAAGACUUGAUUAUUCAAUGUGAAGCUUUUGAAGAGGCAAUGGCUGAAGAUGAGGAGGAGCUGCUGCGGUUGUAUGGGGGCAUUGACAUGAGUAAUCACCUGGAGGUCUUCACUACACUCUUCAACAAGGUGAGCAGCUCACCAGCCUCUCUCCAGCUGCUGUCCAUCCUGCAGACACUGUUGGUGCUGGGGCCGAGCCGCUCUGAUAUCUGGCUCGCUCUGGAGGCCAUCACUAACAGAGCCAUACUGCUGGCCCAGGACUAUGGAGUCCUGUGAGAAGAUCAUGCAGCGGCUGAUGUUUUCCAAAGGCAAGAGCUGUGAAGGUCAGCAUGAAGUGGACGGGCAG